Messenger RNA from Suricata suricatta (meerkat), 2182 nucleotides. RefSeq names its product transmembrane protein 184A (gene TMEM184A). Gene Ontology annotation, molecular function: transporter activity. The record is from RefSeq and is a predicted model, not a curated record. Gene Ontology annotation, biological process: transport. The coding region runs from base 1 to 1638 and encodes 545 amino acids. The transcript has 11 exons. Lineage: Eukaryota; Metazoa; Chordata; Mammalia; Carnivora; Herpestidae. Gene Ontology annotation, cellular component: early endosome membrane.
AUGGAGGUGAGCGAGGACAGGGCCCAGCCAGGCCCCAGGAUGCCACCUGGUAGCCGAAAGGAGUCUCAGGCCAGCACCCCGCCCCAGCUCUGCACGGAGACGGAGACAGAGGAGUGCCCCCAGGGACACACCCAGGACAGGCAGCUGUCUCUGGCCCACAGGCAGGUGCAGCUCAGGUGGGCCACCCUGGAGAGGAGGCAGUGCUGCCCCUCCCUGAGCUUGAUACAGCCUCCAGAGGCCCGGCCCCACCCCUGGUGGGACUGCCACUGGGGCCACGUGGCCACACGAAUGACCAGCCAGGCUUCCCUAGGGGCCAGGCCUCCCAGGGCCAGGCCUGAGCUUCCUGCCAGAAAGAUUACUAAUGUCUCAGGGCUCCUGGGAACAGCUGGCAGCCCCAUGGUGUUGGCAACCUGGCCACAGCCCAGCCCUGGGCCGGCCAUGCCCACCGUGCCCACCGUGCCCACCGUGCCUGCCAUGCCCACUGGGCCGCAGAUGGACCGCAUGGGGAACAGCUCCCAGGGCGCCUCCCAGCUCUUCCUCACCAGCACGCUGGCCCGAGGCGUCUCCGGGGUCUUCGUGUGGACUGCCCUGGUGCUCACCUGCCACCAGAUCUACCUGCACCUGCGCUCCUACACAGUUCCCAAUGAGCAGCGCUACAUCAUCCGCCUGCUCUUCAUCGUACCCAUCUACGCCUUCGACUCCUGGCUCAGCCUCCUCCUCCUGGGGGGCCACCAGCACUACAUCUACUUCGACUCGGUGCGUGACUGCUGUGAAGCCUUUGUCAUCCACAGCUUCCUGAGCCUCUGUUUCCAGUACCUGGGAGGCGAAAGUGCCAUCAUGGCAGAGAUUCGUGGGAAGCCCCCCAGGUCCAGCUGUAUGUACAGCACCUGCUGUCUCCAGGGUGUGUCCUCCUCCAUCGGCUUCCUGCGCUUCUGCAAGCAGGCCACACUGCAGUUCUGCAUCGUGAAGCCCAUCAUGGCUGUGGUCACCAUUGUCCUGCAGGCGUUCGGCAAAUACCACGAUGGAGACUUCAAUAUCCACAGCGGCUACCUCUACGUCAACCUGGUCUACAACGUGUCCGUCAGCCUGGCCCUCUACGCCCUGUUCCUUUUCUUCUUUGCCACCAAGGAGCUCCUGCAGCCCUUUGAGCCUGUCCUCAAAUUCUUCACCAUCAAGGCCGUCAUCUUCCUCUCUUUCUGGCAGGGGCUGCUGCUGGCCAUCCUGGAGAAGUGCAGGGUCAUCCCUGAGGCCCAGGUCAUCGACGGGAGCAAGGUGGGGGCCGGCACGUUGGCUGCUGGCUACCAAAACUUCAUCAUCUGCAUCGAGAUGCUAUUUGCCUCCAUUGCCCUGCGCUACGCCUUCACUGUCCAGGUAUACGCGGAGAAGAAGGAGAGCUCGCCAGCCUCCAAGGCCCCCAUGCACAGCAUCUCGAGUGGCCUCAAGGAGACCAUGAGCCCACAAGACAUCGUGCAGGACGCCAUCCACAACUUCUCACCCACCUAUCAGCACUACGCCCAGCAGGCCACUCACGAGGCCCCGAGCCCUGGCCCCCACCCCAGUGCGGCCGGAGACUCUGGCGGGCUCAGGAAGAGUCGGAAUGUGGAGAAGAGAAUGCUGAUCCCCACAGAGGACUUAUAGGAAGGCCACAGGGGUCACUGGCCACCUGCCUGUGACCAGGCUGCCCAGGCCUCUGGGAAGGCACAGGGCCCUCAACCCCUUUGCCAAAGGUCAGGCCUCUUUCAGGAGCCCUGCUGCCAGGCCGGUAGAACCACUUCCCAGCCUGCCUCCUGCCAGCAGGCCCGAGGUCCUGGGAGCCAAUGCCCAAGUUUAUCUGACAAGCCGGGAACCCACCACGCUCAGCUGGCCAUCGUGGGGCUGCUGAGAGGCAAGGCCAGGCCGGAUGGACAGACCACACGCUGGGCCCUACAGGGGAUGGCCCUGGGAGACCGAGGCAGCCCCGCCCUGAGGACAUGGGAGCUGGUGGGGGCAGGGGAUGCAGCUAGGCCUUGCAUGGCCUGUGGGAGAGGGGCCGAGCUGCUCUGCAACCCCUCUGGCCCUGGAGAUUCCGAAAAAGCCCCCAGCCUGGGAAGGCAUGCCUGAUGAAGGUCUAGGAGGACCCCAAGGCAACCUGCACAGAACCUUCACCCUGGGCAGCCCGAGAAGCAUGUGGGGCUCCCAGAGA